Molecule: messenger RNA, 880 nt
Organism: Xenopus laevis (African clawed frog)
Lineage: Eukaryota; Metazoa; Chordata; Amphibia; Anura; Pipidae
Gene: thoc7.S
Product: THO complex 7 S homeolog
Biological process (GO): mRNA export from nucleus; mRNA processing
Cellular component (GO): nuclear speck; THO complex part of transcription export complex; cytoplasm
Source: RefSeq, marked provisional
GCCGCCGCCACUGCCACCGCCAUGGGAGCCGUCACCGACGAUGAAGUUAUCCGCAAAAGACUUUUGAUUGAUGGUGAUGGUGCCGGAGAUGACAGAAGAAUUAACUUGUUGGUAAAGAGUUUUGUGAAAUGGUGCAACUCCGGUUCCCAAGAGGAAGGAUACAGCCAGUACCAGCGCAUGCUGAGCAGCUUGUCUCAAUGUGAAUAUUCCAUGGGAAAAACGCUCCUAGUGCAUGAUAUGAAUCUGCGGGAAAUGGAGAACUAUGAAAAAAUUUAUGUUGAUAUAGAGAGUAGUAUCGCUGCGGCACAUGAGAAAAUUGCAGAGUGCAAAAAACAGAUCUUGCAAGCCAAGCGAAUAAGGAAGAAUCGCCAAGAAUAUGAUGCAUUAGCCAAAGUGAUUGAGCAACAUCCAGACAGGCACGAAACUCUAAAGCAGCUGGAAGCUUUAGAUAAAGAGCUGAAACAGCUGUCGCACACUAAAGAAAAUGCAGAAGACAAGCUGGAAUUACGCAGGAAGCAGUUCCACGUUCUUCUCAGUACCAUUCAUGAGCUUCAACAGACUCUGGAAAAUGAUGACAAACUUGCGGAAGAAUCUCAGGAGUCACCGAUGGAAACUCAAAAUCCAUAGAAGGGACAUUGUAGCCUUUAUUCUGCCUCAUUAGCUGGAUAUAGGAGGGAUAAAAUGGGUUUUAUACAUAGUUGUAGCAUUGCUCUGAGAUUUCUAUGGAACAGCUUUAUGUACAUUCAUUUACAGAUGCAGUGCUGGUUAUACUUUAUAGCUUAUUGAAAUGUUGUUUCAUUAUUGAAGGUGAGAGGCCAUUGUGUGUGAGUGAAUACAUUGGAAACUAUUAUAUGCAAUAAAAUCUUUUUUUUUUUUCUUA